CCCACAACUUUUUGUUGUUUUUCUUGCAGUAACAAAUUCCACAUGAAGCUUGGUGUGCAUAAUAGAGAUACGCCAAAUGGGAAUGAGCAGAUAAGAGAGCCAAUGGAGGAAUGGUGUUGUCCUGACACCAGCAACUGUACCACAUACAAGCAUGACAUCAUGUUGAUCAGACUGAACAGCUCCGUUAACUACACUGCACACAUCGCGCCUCUCAGCCUGCCCUCCAGCUCUCCCACUAUGAGCUCGUAUUGCACUGUUAUGGGCUGGGGCACUAUCACAACUCCUGAGGGGACUUAUCCCAAAGUCCCUUAUUGCGUUGACAUUCAAAUAGUCCAUAAUCAGGUGUGUCAAGCAGCUUACCCACACCAGACAGUGACCAAGAACAUGUUGUGUGCUGGAGACCUGGAAGGAGGCAAAGAUUCAUGUGAGGGUGACUCCGGGGGACCCCUCCUGUGUAAUGGAGAAUUCCAGGGCAUUGUAUCUUGGGGGGGCUCUCCUUGUGCCCAACUUCUUGAGCCUGGCAUCUACAUCAAGGUCAUCAAUUAUAUUGAAUGGAUCCAGGGCAUUAUUGCAGGAAAUACAAAUGUGAUUUGUCCCCCUCUCCAGUGAAAAUCCUUUGAAAAAAGUUAGGAGAAAAAUGUAACAUGGUGUAUUAGUAAAUCUCUCUCUUCUCUGUCCCCAACCAUAUCCAAUUACAUUGGAGCAUAUUUCCAUGCGGUAAGCCUUUUUUAGACCCAAUAGGACUUCCUUUGGAGUUAAGACACACCCAAAAUAAUGCUGGAGGGAUCAUGUCCCAGAGUUAAAUCUCAGUAUAUAAAAGUAAAAAUCAGUACAAAGGCCUGUUUUAGGGCGAGGUGCAAAAUUUUCUGACUCCAGAAUAGAGCCCUCCAAACAUUUUAACCUCUGAACAUCUUUCAAUGUUUGUCCACUUCUGGAACAUUUACAUCAUCCCACAUGGAGUCAUGGAGUCACCUCGUGAACAUAUCCACAUACCUGAGCCCUACUGUGGUCUAAAAAGGAUCCCAGAUUACCUCUCCUCUCCCAACCAUUAAAGAAUAGAAUCUUUUCUUUAAUCAUGUUAUGUGAAUUCCCAGCUGAAAACAAACUGGAAAGAAACAGAUGCCAACAGUAAUAAAAUAUUAUAAAUCAUC
Python bivittatus (Burmese python) is the source of this 1151-nucleotide messenger RNA. Lineage: Eukaryota; Metazoa; Chordata; Lepidosauria; Squamata; Pythonidae. The record is from RefSeq and is a predicted model, not a curated record.